GAGCGGAUAUCUAUAUUUUCUGAGCCACUCUGUAGAUGCUGUUUUCCAUUCAAGCCAAACCGUCGCUCAUUCAUUCAUAUGUGGCGCGCUGGAAAAGUUAAUAAUUCAUUCAUAACUCUAUCCAUACUAAACAAACGGAAGGGAACUGCGACUUAUUUCUUGUGUGCAAUCGCGGUGAACUUAAAAGUGAAUUGCAUGUAAUUCUUAGACUAUUAAUUUAAAUUUAGGUAUAUAUAUAUAUAUAUUUAACUAGUAUAUAUAUCGUAGAAUCCAAGUCGCCCAUAUCCAUACAUGUUUGUCGUUUAAAACUGAGAGGGCAAAUUCUAGUUAAUGUAUUUUACGAAAGUGUGAUUAUAUUAUUGGACUAAUAUAUUUGUGUAAAAUUCAAAUUUGUAUGCUAGUCAAAAAAGUCGAUGUCUAUCAAGGGUGGAGUACGGCUCUCACCCCCCAGUUAAGUGUGUGCAAAUAUACGCGUGGUGAAACUGUUGAAUUGGUCUAUCUAUUAAAAAAAAUAUAAUGAAAUAAAAAAAUAAAUAAAUAAAAAAUCACGAAGCAAAAACAUGAUUGUGACUUAUGGGAAAUCAACGCAUCAAAGAUAUAAUCACGUCUAUAUCCACGGUAUGGGGCUAUCGACGAAAAUAUGUCGCUUAAUAAGUGGAAGAGCUUAUAAAUAUUGCAAAAAAAAACAAUAUCAAUAUAUAAAGAGACAUAUCUACUCGAUGUUCUAUGCAUAAUACACACUACUGGAUUUUAAUUAGAUAAUCAUCAGAAAUGCAUUGUUAUAAAAGUAUGAAUAAAUACAUACACAUACAUAUAUUUUUAAUUCUGCUCUACCUAACACAAGGCAAGUGCAUCUUUUUAAAUGCACGUAGCCAUGACUAUGGAGUGCCGAGAAGUGCAGACGGCAAUAAGUUAGUCAAGGACGCGGACUCAACGUCGAAUGUUAAUACGGGCUUAGUAGAGGACGCAGGUGUUCGAGCCGUGGGCGAAGUCUUUGUUCCAAAGACAUUCUCAAUGAGUUCGCAGGAACCAUCAUGUGAACAGCUACGCGCUAUGUGGAUAUUUUCCAAGAGACAAUCCCGUGCAGCUGAAAUGACAAAUGAAAUACCCACAUAUCGGGAUCCCUUCACAUUCAAUGUUUGGGAACCCAUCUACUCCAAUUCUCGGCUUGGCUCCAGAACUCGCAUGGGUACACGGGAACGUUCCAGAUCCCCAGUAUUUGGACGUGUCUUAAGUCGAGAGCCCAUCGUACCACAACGUAUUUCAUUUGAACAACUUCCACGACAUCUUGAUGGAAAUCCAAACGGAGCUAGCCAGGCGCGCUUAUAUGGUGGUGAAGUACGUCCCUCUGGAAUCGGUGUUGGAGCUGGAGCUGGCACUGGGGCAGCGGGGUCCUCUCCACGCAGAUCCAGUAAAAAUAGAUAUGUGGGCGUGUCAAGUAACUUGGUAGCCAAUAAUGUGGCUGGAAGUCAUAACUCAGUCGCUGUACAUGGCAGCUUUCAAAAACUGAAGGAGCUCAUCUGGACAGAACGUGCUAAGGAAUUGACACAACAGCGUCGAGCGGAGGAAUUGGCAGCUCGAGCUGCUGUGCUCAAGGAAAUUGCUAAUGGUCAAAACGUUCAAUCAUCUUACAAGUCAUCUUUUAACAAUCCCGGAGAUUCCCUUCUAAUGGAUGAGAACCGCAGCCCUGAUAGUAGCAGCAAUCAGUAUGUGAAUGGCGAUCGAAUCUCAAUUGCAAAUGUACAAAAUUUAGAUGCAAGUAAUAAAAAUGUUGGGCAUAGUAAUAGUGGCUCUCGAGCGUCAACCCGCCGUGUUGGAAGUGCAUACAGGUUUUUGCCUACUGGACAAACGCGAAAGGAAUCCCGUUUUACUGGUGAUUCAGCAGAGAGUGAACAUACAUCAUCUAUCGGUAUACCACGUACAUAUCCCGUUCGACAAUCUCAUUUUAGGGAAAGGAAUCGUUCGCUUUUCAAGCAGUAUUCGCCAAAUGAAUAUUUUCGGCGAAAUACUCGAAUAAUGAAUGGUUUUCAGUUUGGGAUCCAGCCUGAGCUUCAAAAAGUGGGCCAAGGUUCAAAUGAGAAUUAUUUAAGUCCAUUAACUUCGAUCGAAUAUUACACGAGGCCCGGUAGCAAUGGCUUGCUUUAUUUUAAUAAUGAUAAAUUAUUCGAUGAGGUUGGAUUAACUCAAAAAUCUAAUCAGCACGACUUCGAUUUCGACAAUAACGCGUAUUAAAUUAUUUUUUAUUAAAUAUAUUGUGACAAUAAUUAAUCAGAAGUAUAUUUAAAAAACAUUUUACUAAUUAUAUUAUUGUUUUAAUUUAGUGUGACCAUGUAAAUACAAAACAUAAAAUAUUUAUUUUAAAAUAUUUAUAGCUUCAAUAUACUUAUGGCAGGAAAAUCGGUUGUCAAUUCAAUACCCAAAUGCAUACUGAAAUACAUUCUAUCAAGAAUUUAUCUUGUUUUUAUUUCAUAUUUUCCAAAUUCUACAAAAUGUAUAUAUAUAUAUAUAACCAUGAAAUCUGUAUAAAUAAUGUUCACAUAUCUUAAAGUUAUAAUUGUCGUAAGUUGAAAUCUGAACUAUUAAAAAAGAUAAUUUUGAUUUUAUUUUAAUGGGAGCUGUGAAUGAAAAUGAUUAUGAUUAUAUAUUCAUAUUAUAUAUAUUCAUAUCUAUUUUAAAUUCCUCUUUGGAAUUAAUUAAAUGCUUCCAAUAUAAAACAAUCAUCAAUAUGCAAGAGCUACCUAAGAAAGUGGAUUAAAAGUACGCCUUGAUAUAUUAAAAAGAAAACACAAAAGAUCAUGGUAUGAUUAAUUUCUAUUAGGGUUUUGUACGAAUCUAGAACAUAAUCCUUGAAAUCUGGUUCUGCAAAGGACCCAAUAGAAAUAUCAACGACAAAUGUUGUUUUUAUAAUUUAACCUUUCUAACUAGUAACAGUCAUCUACACCGAUAUCUUGUAUGGUAAUACCUAUAUACAUACAAAUAAAUGAUCUAACUGUGCCUGUCCUUCAACUUUUAAACUAAAUAUAAUAAACAACAAUCAAUUGAAUGAGACAAAUUAAAACAGCUACAAAUUACAAUUAGUCCACAUUAAUCAUUUUCGCUACCGAACAGUAAAAGGAAAAAGCUAACACAAUUAAAAUAUUGCAUAGAGAGCGUGGCUGUACUCCACAUUUUACUAUUCUAUAUAUAUAUAUAUAUAUAUAUAUAUUAUAUAAAUCUAUCAAAUAAAUGUCAAUUUAACAUAUCGAACUUAUCCAAAGUACUUGUGCUACCUAUUUACUUAUAUAUUCUAAAAAUUCAAACUUUGGCUCAAGAAACUUUUAAAUGGUGUUGUUUAGCUAUUGAACUCUAUUGUAUAGACAUCGUGUACUAGUAGCUAAUAAGUAUAACCUAUCUGCAUACAUAAAUACAAAUAUGUACUUGAAGAAUAUAUGACAACAAUUGACAAUAAAUCUCUAGUUGUGAGUUCCGGACAAUAACAAUAGACUUUUGUCUACAUACAUAGGAAAUUAGAUAAAUUACACGAUGUAUGAUAUAUGUAAAUAUAUUAACAUAUGUGGAAUUUCCUACGCAUGGUUGAUGUUUUUGAAUAAUGCAGAAACAAAAAAAUAAUAUGAAAACUACUUUACUUAGGAAGUUAUUGUGUAUCUUAUUGUAUAUUAAACGAAUCUAAAAAUAAAUAAUUGUAUGAAAUAAUA
Molecule: messenger RNA, 3695 nt
Organism: Drosophila mojavensis
Lineage: Eukaryota; Metazoa; Arthropoda; Insecta; Diptera; Drosophilidae
Exons: 9
Coding region: 772-2232 (486 amino acids)
Source: RefSeq, a predicted model, not a curated record